Molecule: messenger RNA, 732 nt
Organism: Gryllus bimaculatus (two-spotted cricket)
Lineage: Eukaryota; Metazoa; Arthropoda; Insecta; Orthoptera; Gryllidae
Source: the annotation of a GenBank genome assembly
AUGUGCUGCGGACAAUUUAGUGAAGCGGAAAAUGCGCCUCUGGUGCGUCUUCUGUCUCUGGUGCCUGCCGCCACCGCCACCGUCACGUGCUACGAGAUGGAGCGCUACCUGAAGGACGAGCCCAAGCUCCAGUCGUACAAGAAGCUGCCGUCGGAGCUGGAGUCGCCGUGGAACCUGCUGGGCGGGCCCACGGCGCCGUCCUCGUGGCCCUCCAAGAUGGAGAUGGUGGACCCGCUGACGCUGGACGAGCUGGACCUCGGGGAGCAGCCGCUGGACAGCGUCAGCCUGAGCUCGGCGUCGUCGGCGUGCAGCGGCGCCUCCUGGGACUCGGCGCUCAGCUGCGCCGUCGUGGCGACGAGCCAGCUGCUGGGCGGCAACCCCCUGGAGCUUCGGCUAGUGGCGCGCACCUCGAACGGCCGCGGGGGCGGCGACGGAGGCGGCGGUGGCGGCGGCGGCGGGGGCGGCGGGAAGGGCCUGCUGCCGACGCUGACGCCGCCUUCGAGUCCCGAGUCGGGCCCCGGCCACAGCAACAGCAGCAGUAGCAGUAGCUCCUCGGCCAGCGACGCGCUGGCGGCGGCAACGCUCAGCGCGCAGGGCCUGCACCACCACCCGCAUCACCACCACCACCAGGUACGGCGUUCGACUCACCACCUCUCUCAUCACCCCCUCACCCUGAUCGGAUACGGCCUUCGUUUCCCACCAUCCUCAUCACCUCCACCUAGCCAAGCAUAA